AUGACCCCAAUGAUGCGAUAUGGGUACAAGAAGUUUUUAACAGAGGAGGAUCUUUGGAAUUUGGCAAAGAGAGAUACAGCUAAAGAGACCGGCAGUGCUUUCCAAAAGGCAUGGGAUCGUGAAAUUGAACAUAGAAAGAAUCCAUCUUUAUGGAUGGCUAUUUUCAAUGCUUUCUCAGGUCCUUACUUCAGAGGCUCUAUUUUCAAGAUAUUCUCGGACACCUCUGCAUUUAUUCAGCCUCAACUUCUCAGAUUGCUCAUUAACUUUGUAGCAUCAUAUGGGGAAGGCAAAGAGAGCCAACCCAUCGUCAAAGGUGCCGCUAUCGCCUUGGGUAUGUGCGCUGUUUCAGUGGUACAAACUAUUGCACUCCAUCAAUACUUCCAACGUGCAUUCGAAACUGGAAUGCGCAUCAAGACAGCCCUCACCUCAGCAAUAUACUCAAAAUCACUCAAGCUCUCCAACGAAGGAAGAGCGGCAAAGUCCACUGGUGACAUUGUCAACUAUAUGGCAGUAGAUACUCAACGUCUCCAAGAUCUUUCCCAAUAUGGGCAACAAUUGUGGUCUGCUCCAUACCAAAUUACUUUGUGUAUGCUGAGUCUCUAUCAACUUGUCGGUUGGUCUAUGUUGGCAGGUGUUGGGGCAAUGAUCUUCAUGAUACCAGUAAAUGGAUUCAUUGCCCGCUUCAUGAAGAGACUGCAGAAGAAGCAAAUGAAAAACAAGGUGGGUCAUUUGCAAAGCCUCCUGGCUUGACCGUUCUACGAGAAGCUGACCGAUUUUAGGACUCGAGAACUAGACUCAUUGCGGAAAUUGUUAACAACAUGAAGAGUAUCAAGCUUUAUGCUUGGGGAAGUGCUUUUAUGCAAAAGCUCAACUAUGUGCGAAACGAUCAAGAGUUAAAAACACUUCGCAAAAUAGGUGCUGCACAGGCUAUUGCUAACUUCACUUGGUCAACAACCCCCUUCCUGGUAUCAUGCUCAACAUUUGCUGUCUUCGUUUUGACCAAUGAUACUCCUCUAACCACAGAAAUUGUGUUCCCUGCCUUGACGCUCUUCAACAUGCUCACAUUUCCGUUGGCUAUUCUGCCCAUGGUUAUCACUGCCAUCAUCGAAGCAUCAGUUGCUGUCGGCCGUCUUACUUCGUUCUUCGUGGCCGAGGAGCUCCAGCCAGAUGCUGUUAUCUUGAAAGGUGCUGUGGGAGAACAUGGUGAUGAGAGUCUCUCAAUCCGUGACGGAACAUUCUCUUGGGAUAGACAUUCGGACCGAACAGCCCUUGAAAACAUCGAUUUCGCAGCUACAAAGGGCGAGCUCUCCUGCAUUGUCGGUCGCGUUGGAGCAGGCAAGUCUUCGUUCCUUCAAGCACUUCUCGGAGAUUUGUGGAAGGUCCGAGGACAGGUCGUGGUGCAUGGCUCGACUGCCUAUGUAGCCCAACAGGCCUGGAUUAUGAAUGCUAGCGUCAAGGAAAAUAUUUUGUUCGGUCAUCGGUACGAUCCAUCUUUCUACGAUAAAACUAUCAAGGCAUGUGCUUUGACAGAGGAUUUUGCCCAAUUGCCUGAUGGAGAUGAUACCGAAGUAGGAGAGCGCGGCAUUUCAUUAAGUGGUGGUCAAAAAGCAAGAUUGACGUUAGCAAGAGCCGUUUACGCUCGGGCUGAUAAUUAUCUUCUCGAUGACUGCCUAUCAGCCGUCGAUCAACAUGUUGGAAGACAUCUGAUUGAAAAUGUUCUGGGACCUAAUGGAUUACUUGCUGGAAAAACAAGAGUUCUCGCCACAAAUUCUAUUCCUGUUUUGAUGGAAGCAGACUUCAUUUGCUUAUUGCGAGAAGGAAAGAUCAUCGAGCGUGGUACAUACAAUCAACUCAUGGCCAUGAAAGGAGAAGUUUCAAACCUCAUCAAAACCGCAGGCAACCAAGAUCAUUCAAGUGGGGAAGGCUCUUCCAGUAGUUCCUCCACAAUCAUGACUGGUAGUCCACUUGAUGACCACGAAAAGUCCGAAGAAAUGGAAGAAGCUCAGGAACGUCUCUCGCAAUUACCACCAAUUAGAGGUGGCUCUUCAGUCCCUUCUAACAGACGCAAGGGAAGUACAACAACUCUGAGACGUGCAAGUUCUGCAAGCUUCAAGGGUCCUCGAGGCAAACUUCGCGAUGAGGAGGAACCGAGUUCCAAAACCAAACAAAACAAAGAGUUUACCGAACAAGGAAAGGUCAAGUGGAAUGGUAGGUUUUCCGCUUGUUCCGGUCUCUCCACAAACAUGUCUCGCUAACCCCUGGCAGUCUACGCUGAAUACGCCAAAACAAGUAAUUUGGCAGCUGUGGCCAUCUAUGGUAUAAUGUUAAUUGGAGGCCAAACAGCAUCAGUCGGUAAGAAGAUGUCUCAUAGUUCCCACAAUUGAAAACUGCUUAUCUUUUCGAACAGGUGGCAGCUUUUGGCUCAAGAAAUGGUCCGAAAUCAAUGCCAGUAACGGCCAUAACCCGGAAGUUGGCAAGUACAUAGGUAUCUACUUUGCCUUCGGCAUUGGAUCCGCAGCCCUUAGCGUCGUGCAGACGUUGAUUCUUUGGAUUUUCUGUUCAAUUGAGGUACGUUUCCGAUGGCAACGGGCUGGUGCAUCAUGUCAAUGCAGUUGAGAUUGCGCGGAAGCUAAUCUCGUGUUCCCGCAGGCAUCCAGGAAGCUCCAUGAGCGAAUGGCUUUCGCAAUCUUUAGGUCGCCAAUGAGUUUUUUUGAGACGUAAGUAGUAAUGAUUCCCAUAUGGAACAUAUUGACUAACCAACCUACAGGACUCCGGCUGGACGAAUUCUCAACCGAUUCAGGUACGUCCACAGCCAAUUCCCGCUUUUGUUUCCAAGUUCCUUUUCUUCCACCUUCCUCCUGGUCCCCAGAUCUCGGUCAAGGUGGACGUGAUUGUCGGUGAAAUCUGGUGUCGUGUUGCAAUCCUUUUCCUUGGACCCGAUCGAAGUGCGGGGAUUGUGCAGCAUACUGAAAACGAGUGUUGAUCUUGGCUGUCUCGCCGCUUCCUUGCGUCCUGCUCCCGGCCUGGCGGUGGUGGUGGUGGGGAUGCAUAUGCAUCCCAACACUGCGCACCGAUUUGUCAAAUCCCAUGCCUGUGUAACACCACACACCCGAGACAGAUCUCACGCUGGUUUUACUGACUCUUAUCGCGCUAUAGUUCUGAUAUUUACCGUGUUGACGAGGUAAGUGGACACGACCAGCCCCCCCUUUUCCCGAUUUGGUGAGAUGCGAGAUCAAGGCUGAUUUGGACAAUAGGUGCUUGCGAGGACCUUCAAUAUGCUAUUCGUUAAUAGUGCACGGGCUUUGUUCACACUGGCUGUCAUCUCAUCUUCGACCCCGGCUUUCAUCGCUCUCAUUAUCCCGCUGUCUGGUGUCUAUUACUGGGUCCAACGCUAUUACCUGCGCACCUCGCGGGAACUAAAGCGUUUAGACUCGGUCAGUCGGAGCCCAAUCUAUGCCCAUUUCCAAGAGUCAUUGGGUGGUAUUACUACCAUUCGGGCAUACCGACAGCAGUUACGUUUCGCUAUGGAGAAUGAAUGGCGGGUAGACGCCAACCUGCGGGCGUAUUUUCCUUCGAUCAACGCAAAUAGGCGAGUUCCUAAUCGACGCAGACGUGACCUUUGACUAACGGUGGGAAUAGAUGGCUCGCGGUGCGACUUGAGUUCCUUGGCUCCAUCAUUAUCUUCAGUGCGGCUGGUUUCGCUAUUAUAUCCGUCGCAACUGGCACUCAACUGUCUGCCGGUAUGGUCGGACUGGCCAUGUCAUAUGCACUUCAAAUCACCCAAUCUUUGAAUUGGAUUGUUCGUCAAACCGUUGAGGUGGAGACAAAUAUCGUGUCAGUGGAACGAGUUCUUGAGUAUGCACGACUGCCGAGCGAAGCACCCGAAGUAAUUCAUCGACACCGCCCUCCAAUCAGUUGGCCUGCUGCAGGUGCAGUCGAAUUCCACGAUUUCAGUACGCGGUAUCGCGAAGGACUAGACCCGGUUCUCAAGAAUAUUAACAUUGACAUAAAACCUCAUGAAAAAAUUGGUGUUGUUGGACGGACUGGAGCAGGGAAGUCUUCUUUGACGCUUUCACUUUUCCGUAUCAUCGAACCUAUCGAAGGCAACAUCAGCAUUGAUUCCUUGAACACAUCGACAAUCGGAUUACUAGAUCUCAGACGGAGGCUUGCCAUUAUUCCCCAGGAUGCGGCUCUUUUCGAGGGGACAAUCAGGGAUAACCUUGACCCUGGUAACGUUCAUGAUGACACAGAGCUAUGGGAUGUGCUCGGUAAGUUCGUCCCUGCUCAUUACAAAAGUCUCCAUGAGUUCCAACCUGCAACAUGUGUUGGUAUCUUGAUGGGUUGGUUGUGCCUGUGGUACAUGAGAGAUCAGAUUCUGCGCGGCGCGAGUAAUACGAUGAGACCUGAAUGCUGACGAUUCUUUAGAACAUGCCAGGCUGAAGGAUCAUGUUGCUACCAUGGAUGGUGGUCUGGAAGCGAAAGUUCAAGAAGGGUUCGUCCUCCCAUACCCUGUUCCUAUCCCGUUCAUUUUUCUUUCCUUUCCUCCGUCUCACUACUUUUUCUGCUUUGAAAUGUGUGUCGCACGGUGCCAACGCAUUGUCCCACUGUCACAUUUAUAUACCACAUGGCCCCUCUUUUGCCCUAACUCAACCCGUCUCCCCGAUCCCUUCAAAUCAGAACCCCUAUCGUCGUCAACCUAAAAUCUUACCGUCUCUUCCCUCCGUUGUUCUCCGUUCCCUUGACCCAUGAAUAGCACAAGGCUAACAUGACUUCUUUCCCCAAUCCGCAGGGGCUCGAACCUCUCACAAGGUCAACGUCAACUCGUAUCCCUUGCUCGGGCGCUCCUCACCCCGUCGAACAUCCUCGUGCUCGACGAAGCGACAGCGGCCGUUGACGUAGAGACGGACGCCUUGUUGCAGACGACGUUGAGGUCGCCGCUCUUUGCGAACCGCACCAUCAUCACCAUUGCGCAUCGGAUCAACACGAUUCUGGACUCGGACCGGAUUGUGGUGUUGGAUCAAGGGAGGGUGGCGGAGUUUGAUACGCCCAAGAAUUUGAUUGAGCAGCGGGGGCAGUUUUGGAAGUUGGUUAGGGAGGCGGGGCUGGAUGGUCCGUCGAGGUAGUACAAUACCAUAGUUUCUUAUGGGGACUGAGGUAUGAUGAUGCAUAGGAAUGGGAACCAAUGGCGACGAAAUGAAUUGGAUGUGUUGGGCAUUGUGUGAGCAAAAUACGGGGAUUUGGGUAUUUCUUUUUACUCUCAAGGUGCUUCUCUUCUGACGAGCCUUUAUGGAGAGAAAUGAAGUAGUGCAACUAAAGUAGGUAAGAGAGGCGCGGAAAAUGGGGUAAAGGAAAUUGUAUGGGGAGAUGAGAUGAGAAGAUGGGGAGUUUCUUUGACAUCCUUGGUAUUUUGGAUAGUUUUCUCUCUUUCUCUCACUCUUUUGGGUUAGAGUAAAUAGAUAGAUCUAGUCAGCGGCCAUUGGAAUAAAUAUAUUCUGAAAUAUGAAUGUUGAUGUG
Molecule: messenger RNA, 5514 nt
Organism: Hymenoscyphus albidus
Lineage: Eukaryota; Fungi; Ascomycota; Leotiomycetes; Helotiales; Helotiaceae
Source: the annotation of a GenBank genome assembly